Messenger RNA from Halteromyces radiatus, 1077 nucleotides. RefSeq lists its product as uncharacterized. The transcript is spliced from 2 exons. NCBI's taxonomy places the organism in Eukaryota, Fungi, Mucoromycota, Mucoromycetes, Mucorales, Cunninghamellaceae. Bases 1 to 1077 code for a protein of 358 amino acids. Gene Ontology annotation, cellular component: cell tip; Golgi to plasma membrane transport vesicle. The record is from RefSeq and is a predicted model, not a curated record. Gene Ontology annotation, biological process: exocytosis. Gene Ontology annotation, molecular function: guanyl-nucleotide exchange factor activity.
AUGACUGAUAUAUUACCACAAGACACUACCUCAUCUUGUGGAGUAUGUGAACGUUGGGAAAGGCAGUUUCAAUUGCAGGCAAGUGAACUCGCUAAUCUACAAACUCAACUUGCUGAACGAGAUCAACAAUUAGUAAGACUACAUGCAGAUAUGGAACAACUCAAUGCCAAGUAUGUCUCAGCUAUUGAUCGUGUAGCUGAUAUUCAACAUGAAAAAGAUCUAGUGGAACAUGAUCUGGAAGAAUUAUCUUGUAAACUCUUUGAAGAAGCGAAUGGUAUGGUGGCUAUUGAAAAAAGAGAAAAAUGGCUAUUGGAAUCUCAAUUACAAACUGUUCAACAACAGCUCUUGGACGAAAAAGCUCAACUUUCUGAAUUACGACAACGUUUAUGGGAUAAUGAUCAACGAAAACGUCAUGGAAGGAAACAAAAGAAACAACAAUUACGAUCAGCAUCCAUGCCUCCUCCUUCAUCAUCAUCAUCAUCAAAGCCCAUUCUACCUACCAUUGAUCAAGUCCAAUUGGAAGCCUUUCAACAAUUUGUACAUACUGCUAGUUCGGUCCCAUUGAAGAAAUUGUAUCAAUUUGCCUAUAUGAAAUACUGUCAAUUGGAAGAUGUGGAACCUUGCCUACGAUUUGGACCUCAUUCUCGAUUAUCAGUAAAAAAGAUGAUGGAUUACUUGUUACAACAAUCAUGUUUUAUUGAACAAAUGUCUUUAGAAUGCAAUGAACAACAACAUCAAUCAAAUGAUCCUAUGAAAACAGCCAUUCCGUCAUCUGUGGCUCAGCGUUCUUUAAUAUGGGAAAGAUGGCAUAACAAAGCUAAUAACACUACCAUUGGAUGUGCAGCAUGUGGACGACAAAAGACCAAUCAAGAUGAAAUGCCUUAUUAUCAAUUCAAAAUGGACGAAAAGGAUGAUUGGCUUCCUAUGGAUCAAUACUGUAGAGAUCGUCUGGUUGCUGUUUGUGAAUUCUUUGUCUUUAUUCGUAAUAUCCAUUUACGACUUUAUUCUCAUCGUACCAUUGAUGAUCUUUAUUCUGAAAAUAUUCGUCUUCGUUUACAAAUGUUCUAUUCUCGGUAA